AUGUCUGGCGGAAAUGACAACCAACAUGAUGGUGAUAAAAUGGGUACGGACGUCGGCCUGAUGGGUUUCGGUGCUGGCAAAGGAUCGGGGCAGCUGUCCAUUGGCGAGUGGUCCGAGAGGGAUAGCCAUGACUCGCUUGAGAUUGCAUCGGACAAGGUGAUUACAAAGGGGACUGGGGAGAACGAGAGGGGCUCGAGCUCCACGGAACUUGUUGCCGCCGGUGAAAUGGUGGAAGAGGGCCAUGGGGAUGAAGGCCUCGAGCGGGAAAUCAGGCGAUCCGCGAGAGCACGAAAGCUCAUCGAGAGCCUCUUCACCGUCGAGUAA
Messenger RNA from Gloeophyllum trabeum ATCC 11539, 324 nucleotides. RefSeq lists its product as uncharacterized. NCBI's taxonomy places the organism in Eukaryota, Fungi, Basidiomycota, Agaricomycetes, Gloeophyllales, Gloeophyllaceae. The record is from RefSeq and is a predicted model, not a curated record. The transcript is spliced from 2 exons. Bases 1 to 324 code for a protein of 107 amino acids.